This is a messenger RNA of Ramularia collo-cygni, 1743 nucleotides long. Its product is annotated as related to Tripeptidyl-peptidase I precursor. The transcript is spliced from 4 exons. Gene Ontology annotation, biological process: proteolysis. Gene Ontology annotation, molecular function: tripeptidyl-peptidase activity; serine-type endopeptidase activity. The coding region runs from base 1 to 1743 and encodes 580 amino acids. NCBI's taxonomy places the organism in Eukaryota, Fungi, Ascomycota, Dothideomycetes, Mycosphaerellales, Mycosphaerellaceae. The record is from RefSeq and is a predicted model, not a curated record.
AUGAUGACAAGAACUUUCGCGUUUCAACUUCUUUGCGCUUAUUUCAUCUCAUUUCCAAUUCAGUCAUCGCUGGCAACUUCGCAACAACGAGAUUCCACGCCCGUGGAUGGCUCAGCUAUAGUCCAAGCCGCCGUGGCUUUUCAUCAACCUAGAUUGCAGGCGGCGGAAGAGCUCUUGAACGAGAUAUCGGAUCCCACGUCGAAGCGAUUCGGCUCCUAUCUCGAUGCAACGCAGCUGCGAGAUCUCUUUGCCCCUUCGACGGAAUCCGUGGCCGCCGUAGAGGAAUGGCUGAAGCAAGGCAAUGUUUCGACGGAAAGCAUGCGCCUACGGACUACAAGUUCCACCCUCGAGUUCAAUGCAACGAUUGAUCAAAUCAAUGCCCUGUUCUCCACAGCGCACUACACGUCCUUGCAUCCAGACACCCAGGAAGUUCAGCUUCAUCAUGACGAAUAUCUGAUUCCUCAGCACGUGCAAAAGCAUGUCGAGCUCGCAAUGGUCUCACAAGUCGAACUUCCAAAGUCAGUCCUUAGAAGGCAAAGUCCAUAUUCGGGCRACAGAACUGGUGGGAUCCCUGCCUACAAGACCGUUGCGGGAAAACAUCACACCACCAAUUGUAGUGAAAGUUGGACACCAGCUUGUAUUCGAGAACUCUAUGGUAUACCGACUCGUAGCAACCAAACUCGCGUGCCCAAACAGAACGACAUUGGCAUCUUCGGCUUUGGCGACAUCUGGAACCAAACCGACCUCAAUAAAUUUUUCAAUCAAUAUGCGCCAGAGAUUCCUUCCGGAACGACGCCAAAUGUCCACUACAUCAAUGGCGCCGAGGACGUCGCCCAGUACAUCAGCGGAGAGGAGAGUCUCGACAUUCAGAUGGCAUAUCCGAUUGUGUAUCCGCAGAAAGUCACCAUCUUCCAGACACCUUACAACGGCAAAGGAGGAAUCGCAAACGACUUUUUAGAUGCUGUAGAUGCAUCGUACUGCAACAAAGAUGGAGGUGACGACCCAGACCUGGACCCAGUGUACCCAGCCUUUAUGGGAUUCGAAGGACCUCGCAUGUGCGGCGUUUUGAACGMCACAAAUGUCGUAAGCAUUUCCUACGCACCAGACGAGUCCAGCUUAGGCGCAAAAUAUGUCCAACGCCAAUGCAACGAAUGGAUGAAGCUCGCACUGGCCGGAAUCACUGUGCUCGCUGCAGCAGGAGACCGCGGUGUUUCGGGCAACUUUGGCUGCAUCCUCAACCCUGACAAUUCGAGCCUGUCGGCGUUUAACCCAUUGUUCCCAGCUUCGUGUCCCUACGUGACGGCUGUUGGCGCUAGUCAAGUUGACGUGGUGGGGGGUAGGUGGAAUCAGGUUGCAAUCGAUGAUCCAAAACACAAUUUCUGGGGAGGCGGUGGAUUCAGUGGCGUCAUGUCCCGUCCAUCCUACCAGACCAAAGCUGUAGAGUCAUACCUCUCGGUCAACGACCCGAAAUACCCCAACGGUACCUUCAACCGUGCCGGCAGAGCCUUUCCCGACGUAGCAGUCCUCGGUGCAAACGUUACGAUUUCGGAUCUGGGUGAAUUCACAGUCAGUGGUGGCACGAGCGCAGCAACACCGAUAUUCGCUGCGAUGAUCAACCGCAUCAACGACGAGAGGAUUCUGGCAGGCAAGAAAGCCAUCGGAUUCCUUAAUCAGAUCUUGUAUCAACAUCCCGAGGUGUUCACAGAUGUAAGUCUCUCACCCUCCAAAGUUGACGUGAUUUGA